AUGCUUCACCACAGUUCCUCCGCUACAUCCACUCAAACAAAUACCACUGCACCUCCGACCACCGCCGCACCCCACAAAGCCCCGGCAAUCCCCGUAGCUCUCGGCACGCUACCCGUCGCGGAAGAGGUAGUACCCGCCGAUAAAGUAGGGGAGGCCGGCGCCUACGGAAAGUCUACCGUUGAAUCAAUUGAAAAGAUCCGAUAA
Pyricularia oryzae 70-15 is the source of this 204-nucleotide messenger RNA. RefSeq lists its product as uncharacterized. Lineage: Eukaryota; Fungi; Ascomycota; Sordariomycetes; Magnaporthales; Pyriculariaceae. The transcript has 2 exons. The coding region runs from base 1 to 204 and encodes 67 amino acids. The record is from RefSeq and is a predicted model, not a curated record.